Messenger RNA from Dendrobium catenatum, 1828 nucleotides. Its product is annotated as cytochrome P450 71A9. The transcript is spliced from 2 exons. Lineage: Eukaryota; Viridiplantae; Streptophyta; Magnoliopsida; Asparagales; Orchidaceae. The record is from RefSeq and is a predicted model, not a curated record. Gene Ontology annotation, molecular function: iron ion binding; monooxygenase activity; heme binding. The coding region runs from base 73 to 1623 and encodes 516 amino acids.
AGUCUAUGUAAAAUUGUAUUAUUUAUAUAUAGCCAAAUCUCAAGAACAUAUCAUGCUUCCAGAUUCCUGAAUAUGAUUAUGGAACAGCAAGCUUUCCUCUUCCUCUUCCUCUUCCUCUUCUCCUCCCUUCUGCUCAAAAUCCUGCUAAAAGCUAAUAAAUCAAAAGGAAAGAACCUCCUUCCAUCUCCAUGGCGCCUCCCCAUCCUCGGCAAUCUUCACCUUCUCAAUCCCAACAAACUUCACCACUCCCUCCUCAGUCUCUCAAACAAGCACGGCCCUCUCAUACUCCUCCACCUCGGCUCCAUCCCCACCAUCGUCAUCUCCUCCCAUGACAUAGCCGAGGAGAUCUUCACCAAACAUGAUAUCGCUUUCUCCGGCCGCCCUCUCCUUACAGGGCCUCAAAAGCUCUUCUACAACUGUUCCAGCAUCACCUUCUCUACAUAUGGUGAACACUGGCGUCAAGCUCGCAAGAUCGUCAUGCUCGAGCUUCUUAGCACGCGCCGCGUUCGAUCUUUCGAAACGAUUAGAGUGGAGGAAAUCAAGAAGUUUAUAGCUGCUAUCAAUGAUCUCUCGAUCGCUAACUUGAGCGAGCUCACGCUUUCACUUGCAAACAAUAUUUUGUGCCGAGUGGCGCUUGGAGAUAAAUUUGCAGAGGGAGGAUAUGGAGGAGAAGGGGGAGUAUGGCUUCAUCAGUUGCUUAAGGAGUCACAGAGAUUUCUUGGCGGAUUUUUUGUGGCGGAUUUCUUUCCAGCUUUGAAAUGGGUUGAUAGAUUAGUAGGCUUUCAAGGAAGGAUAGAGAAGAACUUCGAGAAGGUGGACAAGUUUUUUGAUAGAGUUAUAUCAGAGCAUAUUAAGAAAGAGAAAGAAGAAGAAGAUGAGAGAAGUAAUAAUAUUAAUGGUUGUGGUGAGGAGGAGGAUAUGGUGGAUAUUUUGUUGAGGUUGCAUGAGGUUGCAGUUGUUCAUGGAGGUUUUCUGAGCAGCAUGGAUCAUGUGAAGGCCAUCUUAUGGGAAUCAUUUUUAGCCGCAACAGAUACAUCAUCUGCAACAAUAACAUGGACGAUGACCCAGUUGAUGAAGAACCCUAGAGUUAUGAAAAAGUUGCAGGAAGAAUUGAAGCAAGCUACUAAUGGUGAUACACUGAGACUCAUUCAAGAAUGUGAACUCGAAAAGCUUCCAUAUCUCAAACAGGUCAUAAAGGAAUCCAUGAGAAUAAAACCUCCUGUUCCUCUUCUGCUUCCACAUGAAACCAUUCAGUCAUGCCAAAUCCAAGGGUAUGAUAUCCCUGCCAAAACACGUGUUAUCUUCAAUAUCUUGGCUAUUUCCAUUGAUCCAAAUGUUUGGGAGAAGCCACUUGAGUUCUUGCCUGAAAGGUUUGAAGGAAGCAAAGUGGAUUUCAAGGGACAAGAUUUUGAGUUUUUGCCCUUUGGAUCUGGAAGGAGAAAGUGCCCUGGGAUUAACUUUGCGAUGGUGAUAGUUGAACUUGCGUUGGCUAAUCUCCUCCACUGUUUUGAUUGGUCAGUGCCUGAUGGAAUGAAGAUUGAAGAUAUCAACAUGGAUGAGAACAUUGGACUCACAACACAUAAAAAAGAGGCACUUUGCCUAGUUGCUAAAUCGAAGUGGUGAGGAAGAAGAAAACCCAAUCAUUUGAUAUGUAUGGAAGAUGAUGCUUUUUUUUUUUUAAAUAAAGCAAUGAUCUUAUAUUGAUUUUAGAGGGCAAUAUCUAGUGUAACUAUAAUUGAUAUAAGCUCCAUAUAUUAUGAAUACAUUCAUGUACAAGUCUUAGAAUCAUUGAGCCUAUAAGACAGUUCUAAAAGUGGAGUUUUUCUAA